UAAGAGUGAAUUUUUGAAAUUCUCUCCUAUUGAGUAAAUUUAUCAAUUGUCAAUUAUACUCUGAAGUUUAUAGUUUUACAUUAUUAUAAUGUUUAUAAAGUUGUAGUAAAUUUUUUAGAAAUAAAAAAAAAAAAUGUUUUCGUUAAAAACGUUAAAUCACUUAAUAACUGUCGUUUUAAUAUUCUUACAAGUUGCAUUUAUGAAUGCAUUUAUAAGUGAUUUUAUCAAUGAAAGAAGUAAUCAUAUAGCAUGGUGUACAAUAAAUACUCAAGAACAAUCAAAAUGCUUAAAUUUAUCUGCAGCAGUAAACAGGGAUAAACAAAUGUUCUACUCUAGAGAUUUUAUGGAGCUUGUUUGUAAGCAGGGCAGUAAUAAAGAAGACUGUAUGGUGAUGUUAGAUAAUGGUGUUGCUGACAUUUUAAGCUUAGAUGCUGGAGAAGUGUUUGUCGGUGGUCGAUAUCACAGUCUAAUACCGUUAAUGCAACAGCUUUAUGAAGAUGGGGGAGAUCAGUAUUAUGCAGUGGCUUUAAUAAAAAGAAAUACAUUGAAAGAUGUUUAUAACCUUGGCCAUUUAAAAGACAAGAAAGCUUGUUUUGCAGGAGUUGGCACUCAAGCUGGAUGGAAUAUACCUAUUAACACUCUUAUAUCCAAAGGCUUUAUGAAAAUAAUUGAUUGUAAUAAUCAUGUUAAAACUGCUAUAGAUUUCUUUGGUCCAAGUUGUGCAAUAAAUUCACUACUAGACAAAUACAAUCCUAUGGGAGACAACUCUGACCGUCUAUGUAUUCUUUGUGCUAGUAAAAUUUCUGGUCAAAAAUGUACAUGGAGUGAUCCUUAUGCUGGAGAUGAAGGAGCAUUUAGGUGUUUAAUAGAGUCAGGUGAUAUUGCUUUUCUACGCCACAGUACAGUAUUAGAAAUGGUGAAAGACGAAUCUUUAUUUUUCCAAACAAGAGAAGAAAAUUUAGAGCUAUUAUGCUUGGAUGGCUCUAGACGAUCUAUACAAGACUAUGAACAAUGUAAUUGGGGACCUGCUCCCACUGAUGCUAUUGUUACAACAUCAGCAAAAUCAUCUUCUCAGAGAAUUUUGUAUCAAAAGUGGUUACAGAAAGUUGUUGAAUUGUAUGGAAAGUCAAUAACACCUCAAACAUUAGCAUUAACUACUGUUGCUCCUUGGAAUAUUGCUUUUUCUUCUUCAUUUCAACCGAACACUAAUUUUAAUAAUAAAACAUUUUAUUUAUUUGAUUCUUCCCGAUAUGAUCAUCAUCAUAAUCUAAUGCUACAGGAUUCAUCUAGAGGACUGAGAGCUUUUGAAGAAUCACAACAAACUUAUUCAAAAUAUUUAGGAAGAUCUUUAGACGUCAUUCUUGGUGUUCGGUACUGCCCUGCUACUAGAAUGACCUUAUGUGUCACUUCUGAGCCUGAAAUGGAAAAAUGUAUUAAAAUGAAGAUGGCUUUAAAAGUUCAACUUUUAGUACCAGAAAUGCAAUGUUAUAGAGGCUAUAGUCAAGUACAUUGUAUGCAAGCUAUUAGAAAUGGAAAUGCUGAUGUUGCUGUUAUGGAUGCUGGUGAUGUAUAUGAAGCUGGAUUAAAUUAUGAUGAAAUUCCAUUUAUUACUGAAAUGUAUGAUCUACCAGAACCAGAAUAUUACGUUGUGGCUGUAGCAAAAGAAGAGGAUCCCAGUACUGAAUUAACUUACUUGAAAGGUAAAACGACUUGUCACCCUGGUAUCUAUUCAGGAGGUGGAUGGAUAAUACCUAUGGCCUUCAUACUGAGUAAUGGUUGGAUGAGAAGUUAUGGAUGUAAUUCCAUGCAAGCUGCUUCUGAAUAUUUCAGUAAAUCUUGUGUGCCAGGUGCAUUAAGUUAUGAGUAUAAUUCUGGUCAGUCAUAUGACAAUCUUUGUCAUUUAUGUAGGGGUUCUAGUUAUCGUUAUUGUAGAAGAGAUGCUACUGAAGACUUUUAUGGAUAUACUGGUGCCUUAAGAUGUUUAGUUGAAGGUGGUGGAAAUGUAGCUUUUGUUAAACAUACUACUGUGUACGAAAAUGCUGAUGGUAAACGUCAACAAUGGUGGGCUAGAAACACAUUAAGUCUUGACUUUGAACUUCUGUGUCCAGAUGGUACCAGAACUACAAUUGAUAAUUAUAAAAGAUGUAAUAUGGGUAAAGUCAAAGCUAAUGCCAUUAUUACUCGUGGAGGUGAAGCAUAUAACCAUACAGAAGUAAUGGCUUAUAUUAAUCUUUUCAUGGCUGCUCAACAACUUUAUGGUAGAAAGACUAAUGAUGAGUUUACUUUCAGUAUGUUUACUUCACCUGAACCAUACAGUGAUUUAAUUUUUCAAGAUGCCACACAGCAACUAGCUGCUAUUGACAGUUCAAAAAGGUAUUAUUCAACGUGGUUAGGAGAAAACUUUUUGCGAGCAAAAAGAAUAGUUGAUUGUCGAGCAUCAGGCACUGCUAUUAAUCCUUUAAGCUUAUUUACCAUACUAAUAUCAAUUCUAUAUAUUCAUUUGUUCAUACAAUAAAGUAAUUAUGAUUAAAAAUUAAGAUCUGACUGUCUAAAUAAGAAUAUAAUUAGAAAAUAUGGCUGCUUGUAAAUUGAAAAAAAUUUUAUAUAUAAUAAUAUUCUUACUUUUAUAUUGUUACAAUAUUUAAAAUAACUAUUUAUGUAGUAUAAUUUUAUUGUGAUCCUCAAUAGUCACUAUCUCCGUCCAUUUUUUUUUAAUAUUAUAGGAUUAUUUUAUAACAAACAUUUUAUGACUAU
Messenger RNA from Daktulosphaira vitifoliae (grape phylloxera), 2754 nucleotides. It is a transcript of the gene Tsf2, whose product is annotated as melanotransferrin. The transcript is spliced from 15 exons. Bases 134 to 2515 code for a protein of 793 amino acids. Gene Ontology annotation, biological process: iron ion transport. Lineage: Eukaryota; Metazoa; Arthropoda; Insecta; Hemiptera; Phylloxeridae. The record is from RefSeq and is a predicted model, not a curated record. Gene Ontology annotation, cellular component: plasma membrane; early endosome; recycling endosome.